Messenger RNA from Zerene cesonia (dogface butterfly), 2107 nucleotides. RefSeq lists its product as uncharacterized. NCBI's taxonomy places the organism in Eukaryota, Metazoa, Arthropoda, Insecta, Lepidoptera, Pieridae. The record is from RefSeq and is a predicted model, not a curated record. The coding region runs from base 251 to 1582 and encodes 443 amino acids. The transcript is spliced from 9 exons.
UUCGGAGGCGCGCGCGCACCACCGUGCAGUCCCGGCCCGGUACGCUAUCGCAUCGCACUAGCAAAAGCUUCUGCUAGCUUGCAUCGCGCGGGAAAAUAAACACGCACUUCCGCAGUUCUUGUGUUGUUCUUGUAUUACUUGUGAUUGUAUUUAAUAUCCGUUGUCAACAUUUUGUGGUAGCAUCAGUAAGGUAAUCGGGGCAGAUAGCAUUAACGGUUGGCUCCGCGCUCGAGUGUGGCAGACCGCAAGCAUGACGAGCGCCAGAGGCUGCGCUCUCGUGCUCAUCUACUUGGUUGGAAGUUCGUUUGCGCAGGACUACGAUGUAACGGAUAUCCAAUGUACAUUUUCAAACGGAGGGACUGGGAUACGGGAUUCCGUGACGGCAUUGCUGAGGAAGCCAGAAGGUUUUCGAGGCGCACCUCUGUUCGCUGAUGACAGAACGACUGACCCCAUUGUUGACCCAGUCUGCCAAAUCAGACCUGAGCCAGACGAUCCCACCGGUCUGCUGUAUAGGUUACGGAUAUCAGACUUCACAAAAUGUGGCGUGUUGAAACGAAAUGGUUUCGUGCACGUCCGAGUGUGGUUUCCACAAUUUCCAGGGGUUGUGAUGCAGUCGGACCAAGAAUUAAUUAUAAUGUGCAAGCCUCCAGAGCCCACCAUCAUUGAGAAUAAGGCUGCGGGAUUUGCCGGUAGCUUUCCGCAUGGCGCUCGCGUAUCAGGUGUGGUGGAAGAAACGCCAGGUCGUCUAGAGUAUGAAGUAGCUCUGUAUAAAGAGGCCCCACCUGUCUCCAGGCACUCCAACCACUCAGUAGACAUGCCUGUCGAUCAGGUAAAUACUGCGGUGCCAAUUGGUACAAAACUUCAAUUACGAGCACGAAUUAAUCCGGACUCGGCAUGGCGUCACAUCAAAUUGUUGGAAGUUGCCGUGUCACCGGAUCCGGACCGACCACACGCCUCGGGCGCUGUGCUUUUAGUGAAAGACGGGUGCCGAAACCGUGACUUUGCAUCAAUCAUACCCCACCAGCCCGCGCGGUACCGAGAGCGCCACAAUGAGGUAUUCUUGGACUUCGAAGCCUUCCUUCUAGCAUCUAUGAAGGAACGCUCUACUUUGUGGAUCCAUUCACAAAUUAAAGCCUGCAUGGAAGCUGCUGAUUGUCAACCGGAUUAUUGUCUUGAUUUAUAUGAACCCUCAGGACACGGACGGCGAAAAAGAUCUUUGCCAGAGAUAACAGAGUCCCAUAACAUCACCAGUUCUUCAUUAACUGCUGACAACGGCAGUACGCCGUUCACCCGUUUCAAGGAGAACUUAGAGUACACUGUUGUCAUGCCGGGAGAGCUCUUCCAUAGAACACCAAUAGAAGUCACUUGCGCUACUUCCAUGAUGGUGGCAGUGGCUCUCGGGACGUUACUGUUUAUGUCCGCAUUACUGAUGUGUUAUCUCGCGACCAGAUUAAAUUCCACGAUGAUGAAAAACAACAAUCUUCAGGCACCACCUGGGAAAGGGUUUGAACAAAUCUUGAGGGAACUCGCCCACCAUUCCAUCCCCGACACCGGCUACACAGGACGACCCACCGUGCAAUAAACUAUUUCAUUAUUAUCUUUAUGAUAAAAUGUUAAGGAACAAUGCUAUAAAAUUACAACAUAGGCAAUAGUGUAAAAUAAUUUCUCAAAAACCUCUUAAUAUAAAUUAAAAUAAUUAUUUAUAGCAAAAAUCGAAACCGCCUUCAAAUGGUCAGAAAUCAACCCAUCCAGUCCAAACUUCUGAGGUAACAAAUCCAAAACAAUACAUUCAAAUAGAGAUCCUCUUCAUUUUUUCAAAAAAUCAAGUGUCAAGUCAAUCAACAUCGAGUAAAAGAAUAAAAUCAGCAAAAUUAUGAUCAAUUUAAAGCUUUGUGAUUUACUUUAUCUUACACUCAAAUUAUGAGCUUAAAUUUGGUGAUUUGUUUGAAGCCCAAAUUCCACAACGUUUGGAAAUUAAUAAAGGAGUUCAAAGGUCCGUUUGGUUUCGCAUAAUUUAUAAUAUACUUUCAGUUUCGCAUACUUUAAGGUAUCUGACAUUAUUGUACAAUAGCUUACAAUUCUAUACAACGUGUUUGUUUGAAAAAAA